UGACGUCAGCACGUCCCGAGUCCGCCGCCUGGCUGCGCGCUGUUUACAUGUGAGAGUUCCUGGUUUAGCUGCGCAGCGGCGUCCUCAGCAUGAUCAAGACCGAGAAGGUUCUGCACCUGAAGAGCAGCCGGGGCCGGAAGGUUCGGGUGGUUCGGGAGCACUACCUGCGGGAGCGGGUGCCCUGCUUCAGCUCCCUGUGCCAGGCGGGCUGUGACAACGAUGGAAAGGUUCUGCCCGGAGAUCUGACCCACUACGUGGUGCCGGACGCCGAGGUGGUGGUGAACUUCCUGGAGGUUCUGGAGCUGACGGAGCUGCAGGGCGUCGUGUUCACGCAGACGGCCUGCCAGGCUCUGCACAGCAAGGGUCGCAGGUUCUACAACCGACUGAGGAGUCUGCUGAGGGACCCGCGGCACGACUGCGUCCUGUUUGCCAACGAGUUCCAGGAGUACUCCUACCGCCCCAGAGAGAAAGGAGAGAGCCAGGAGAGGUGGCAGAGCAGGUGUGUGUACGCCGCAGCAGCGUGGUACUACCACCACCUGGCCGGGAUGAUGAGCGUGGUGAUGGUCACUGAGGACCAGGAAGCCGUGUCUCGCUUCAGCAGCCUCAACUCCGGAGUGUUCGUCAUCAGCUUCCAGGACUACCUGCAGAACUUCUGGCCCGGUUUGCAGGCGGCCCAUGAGCUCUACGCCUCCAUUUCUCAGGCGCUGCAGGAGAAGGAGGCCGAGGACUCCAGCAGAGAGUUCUCAGAACAUCUGCCUGCUGAGGUUCUGGAGGCGGGGAUCAAAUCUGGACGCUUCAUUCAGGGAACCCUGAACGUCAGCAAACACCGGGCCCAGAACGAAGCGCUUGUCACCAACGAGGGUCUGUCCUCCAAGAACCCCGAUCUGAGCGGCGGCGUGCUGGUGUUCGGUUCUAAGAGUCGGAACCGGGCCGUGCACGGCGACGCGGUGGCGGUGGAGCUGUUGCCGAGGAGCGAGUGGCGAGGGAAGGUGACGGCUCUGACGGAGGGCCAGGCGGAGGAGAAGAGCGGCGAGGACGGCGAGACCAAGCCCAUGCCCACAGGCCGCGUCGUGGGGAUCCUGCAGAGGAACUGGAGGGACUACGUGGUGACGUUCCCCCCCAGGGACGGAACCCAGAACCAGAGCAGGAACAGCCAGCGGAUCCUGGCCGUUCCCUGGGACCGCCGGAUCCCCAAGAUCCGGAUCAGCACCCAGCAGGCCGACGCUCUGCAGGACCACCGGGUGGUGGUGCGGAUCGACUCCUGGCCCAGCACCUCGCUCUAUCCCAACGGACACAGCGUGCGGGUUCUGGGUCGAGCCGGCGAGCUGGAGACCGAGGUCCAGACCAUCCUCCUGGAGAACUGCAUCCACGUGGCGCCGUUCUCAGAAGCACAGCUGAGGGAGAUGCCGCUGAACUCGCCGGAGCAGCCGUGGUCCGUGGACCCUGUGGAGGCGGGCCGGCGCCGGGACCUCAGGGAGACCCACCUGGUGUUCAGCAUCGACCCGCGGGGCUGCGAGGACGUGGACGACACGCUGUCGGUGCGGCGCCUCGCCGGCGGGGAGCUGCUGGAGCUGGGGGUCCACAUCGCCGACGUCACUCACUUCGUCAGCGAGGGCUCGCUCACCGACCUGGAAGCCCGGUCCAGAGCCACCACCUACUACCUGGCGGACCGGCGCUACGACAUGCUGCCAGGUGUGCUCAGCGCCGACCUGUGCUCGCUGCUGGGCGGAGUGGACAGGUACGCCGUGAGCGUCCUCUGGGAGCUGGACGCUCAGAGCCUGGCCGUCACCAGCGUGUGGUUCGGUCGGACCCUGAUCCGGUCCUCCUACCAGCUCCACUACGAGCUGGCCCAGGCGCUGCUCAACGGGGAGGAGGCAGAAGUUCCUGAGCUGGCCCGGCUCGACCCGGAGGAGCGGCACGCCAAGCUGAGCGAGCUCACCGAGGCGCUGGAGAAGCUGACGCACGUCGCCAGACACCUCCGGGCUCAGAGGGACCGGGGAGGAGCGCUGGAGCUGGAGGGGGUGGAGGUCCGGGCCCAGCUGGACGAGGAGAAGAACAUUACUGCGCUGGUUCCUCGCCAGCCACUGGAGGUCCAUGAGACCGUGGCAGAGUGCAUGAUCUACGCCAACCACUGGGUGGCGCGCAAGAUCCAGGAAGCCUUUCCCUAUCAGGCCCUGCUGAGGCGUCACCCGUCGCCACGCCAGGAGUUGUUCAGACCGCUGGUGGAGACGGGCCGGGCCAGAGGCUUCACCAUCGACACCAGGACCAACAAGGCCCUAGCCGACUCUCUGGACCGGGCCGUGGACCCCCAGGACCCGCUGGUGAACAGGCUCCUGAGGAUGAUGGCCACCCAGGCCAUGUCCCAGGCGGUGUACUUCUCCACCGGCGCUCAGCCGGAGGACCAGUUCUACCACUACGGUCUGGCUCUGGACCGCUACACGCACUUCACCUCCCCGAUCCGCCGCUACGCCGACAUGGUGGUCCACCGCCUCCUGACCGCCGCCCUGCUGCUGGAACAGGGGGCGGAGCCUGGCAAAACGCCCGCCGGCAACAAAGACUUGGAGGAGCUGGCCGAGCACAUCAACAACAGGAACCGGGCGGCCCAGCGAGCACAGAAACUUUCCGUCGGACUGUUUCAGUGCCUCUUCUUCAAAGAACGAGAUCCUGCGACGGACCCGCGCUGCGUGGCCGACGGCGUCAUCUACGCCAUCCGAGACAACGGCGUCUUGGUCUUCAUCCCAGAGUAUGGAGUGAAGGGCCCCGUCUACAUGAGGAACAAAGAGGGCCAGGUGGCGACGACGGGCCCCGACGGUACCUGCGAGUGGCAGAGCGGCUCCGUUCGGCGGUACCCGGACCACAUCGUCACCACGUCUGGCUGCGGCAGCGCCACCUUCAGGCUGUUCGACCACAUCACGGUCCGGAUCUCGGUCCUGUCCACAAACUGCCACGCCGACACCCUGAACCUGGAGGUCAUCAGCAACAAGCCGCACCGCGGGCCGGCGCCGCCCAAGCCCGGCUCGCAGGGCCGCAGCCAGCUGGUCCAGGAGGUGGUCCGGUUGGCCGAGGAGGCGCAGGAGAAGGCGGCGCAGCACCGACCCAAACUCUCCAGGGAGGAGCGGGAGUACCGGCAGAGCAGAACCCCCAACCUGUACUCCAUCCUGGAGGAGAUCCGAGAGCUGGCGCUGAUGGACCCGGACGCGGCCGCGAGGGUCUGCGCCGCCAGCGUCUAGAGGCGCCGCCCGGGUUUGGACCGCUCGCCUGCUGCAGAACCACCCUGAAGUCAGAGGAGAAGACCCACCAGAACCAAGGAGAGAAAUGUUCUGGUUCUGGAACUAAGACAAAACCGGCGGUAGAACAAACUCUGAUUCUGACCCGGUUUCAUUUAAAACCAACUGUUUAUUAUUAUUAUUAUACAUUUUUACAUUAAAACAACUAAACC
Messenger RNA from Fundulus heteroclitus (mummichog), 3439 nucleotides. It is a transcript of the gene dis3l, whose product is annotated as DIS3 like exosome 3'-5' exoribonuclease. Gene Ontology annotation, biological process: rRNA catabolic process. The record is from RefSeq and is a predicted model, not a curated record. The transcript is spliced from 18 exons. Bases 90 to 3230 code for a protein of 1046 amino acids. Lineage: Eukaryota; Metazoa; Chordata; Actinopteri; Cyprinodontiformes; Fundulidae. Gene Ontology annotation, molecular function: 3'-5'-RNA exonuclease activity; RNA binding. Gene Ontology annotation, cellular component: cytoplasmic exosome (RNase complex).